AUGACCUCCCUCACGGAAUUCCCUCUCUUUUCAGACCUGCCCAGCGAGUUACGCCUCAAGAUCUGGGGCAUGACUAUCCAUAAUCCUCGAGUCGUCCAUAUCAGCUGCCAGAAGGCCAUUAACAAACUGAGGAGGGAGCCAACACGCUACGUUGAAGCCUUCUUCUCAAUUACCCCGCCAGCCGCAAUCAACGUCUGUCACGAAUCGCGCUUCGAGGCGCUUGCGACCUACAAGAAAUACUUCCAGACCGAGCAUUCGCCCAACUACGUGUAUCUGGCCCUGGACCAGGACACUAUACGAUGCAGCGAUAACAUCUUGGAGCACUUCGGCCCGGUCGAGAAGAGAGGGAUAGAGAGGUUGAUUUUGGACAUCGCAGACGCGGGCUACUUUGGGCAUUUCAACAUGUCGAUCAUCAAAGAUAUGGUGUGCUUGAAGGAGUUGGAGCUGUACACCGAUGAGGGAGACCUAGAGUCUUGGAGGGGCGGAAAUGAGCGCAUUCUCCAUGGGGAUUUCGAUAGGGAAAGACACCACGAUCCUGGAUGGGUGUGCCCCCUUGUGCGGAUCAUCAAUCGGGAUACAGGAAAGGAUAUGGGUGUCAUUGCAAGUGCUGCUUUGAUUCCUGGCUGGAAGGCAGGGUGGGUUGCUGGUUUGGAUACAUCGUGA
This is a messenger RNA of Drepanopeziza brunnea f. sp. 'multigermtubi' MB_m1, 663 nucleotides long. RefSeq lists its product as uncharacterized. NCBI's taxonomy places the organism in Eukaryota, Fungi, Ascomycota, Leotiomycetes, Helotiales, Drepanopezizaceae. The record is from RefSeq and is a predicted model, not a curated record.